UUCUUUUUUGUUGAUGAAGCAAGAAAAGGUGCUCACUUACGUAAAUCAAACUGUACAAUACACAAUAUGUACUAUGGUAUCUAUGCAUGUAUGUACGUAUGUAACAUAGUGCCAGGAUCAUCUGAGCCAACUGUCAAAACUUGUUUUAUGAUAAAGAAUUUACCUGGAAGUUACCGGGAUUACUUAGCAACCAUGCACCUGUAAGCUCCCAUUUUGAGUCCAGACCAGACGUCCAGCGUUUAGCUGUACAUUAUUAAUGAUGCCACAGACACAGAACCUGUUCAAGACUCAGUGUGUCACAAAGAUAGUGUGUAGGCAUGGAGCUACAUUCAACAGGCCGUUGAAGUAUUUGCAUACGUUAGGGUACUGCUGCAGUAGGAUUUCAGGUGAAUUACGACUAAAGAAGAGACUAGACUAAUGGAAGGAGAACCAGGAGUAGUGCGUGAUGAGCCAGUGGUGUUAUGGGAAAAGCGUAUUCAGCAGAGCAUCAUUGUGGAUCUUAGUGAAGAUGAGAGUAUCCACUUAAGUGAUCUGGAGAGUUCCCUGGCUUUUCACAUCUCACAGGUAGACUCAGCUCCCUCAGAGGCCAGUGUCCACCUUUCAGGAAGUGCAGAAAUGUCUGAUUAUGACAACUCUUCAGAGUCUAUCAUCAACAGCCACCAUGAGGGACAUAUGAGAAAUCACACCAGAAGCAAUGAAGUGUGUGUGUCUGUCCUGAGACCAAACACAGCAGUACAGGACGUGCCCUCCCAAAACCUGUAUAAUGACGACCCAGGGCAGAGCACCAGUGAUGAAGACCACGAGGAACUGCCGUAUGAUGGGGACUUGGGAAGCCUCUACUUUAACCGUGUUGCCCAUUCAGACAUUAGCCAAGAUGGAAGACGAUCAAGUUGUAAUGAUCCAGAUUUGCAUCAUCUCAGUGAACUAAUAAUAAAUGAUGCUGGUGAAAAAGAGUUAGCACCAGUCAAGCCCACCAUGAAAGCAACAGAAAGCUUAGAGGAAAAUGCCAAGGCUAAACAGGAUAAAGAUUCACAUAUGGAAAGUGAAGCUUCAGGAAGCAUUCCCUUUAUCCAGUUGCCUUCAAAAGAUGAUUUAUUACGAUCCGGACGCCUCAUUGAAGCGGAGACCCUUCCAGAGGUUUCUUUAUUAGACAGUAUGGAUGAAAUUCUUUAUAGCAGAGCUUCAGUGCACAGCAGCAAGAAUAAUCCUUGUUACCAUGGUUUAACAUCAAUUAGUAAGAGUAAUUAUAAUAGCUACUCAGAGCAAAAAAGCACUGCAAAUGUGAAUAUGAGUUUAUUAGAAACUGAAAAUAUCAUUAAGGAUGGUACAUCAUCUAUUGCAGAGAUUGUCUCAUUAAAUUCAUACAGUAAUAGCUCUAAACAUCAAAUUAUCAGUGAGACUUGGUCAGAUGAAGCUGAAGAGGAAAUGAAAAAUGACAAAGCCCCACUUCUGCGAGCCAGAUCGUUUAAUGAGAUUAAAUAUGGACAGGGUCAAGUCCACUAUCCUCUGCCUGAUUUCUCCAAAGUGGCCCCCAAAAUAAAAAUACCUAAAACUUCCAGAGAAUCACUCAAACCAAUGCCGCAGCCUCCAAGCAGUAUUCACAGAGCCCACUCAUCUCCUGACAUGUUAGAUGUGGUGAGCAGAGUCCUUGAAGAUUCAGUAUUUACAUCAGAGAGACCAAGUGUCUUCAUUGAGCCAGACAAAUCAGCAAUCCCAGCACUUGUGCAGCACCUACAGGAUAAAUAUGACAAACUUCUCACCAAAUAUGCUGAAGCAGAGACUCUCAUAGAUCGGAUGAGACUGGGGACAAAAGCUGCUUCUGCAAUACAACUUCGUUUUGAUGACAGCCAGAACUACGUAGCUGAAGGAUCCAUACUUAAUCCCUUAGAGAAAUUGGAUGCAACCCAGUGUACUGAUAAUGACGAUUCAGUGGACUCCAAAGAUGGACCCAGUGAUGGUGAAUUAAUGACGACUGAGCUCUCUAACAUAGCCACCCAGUUUAUGCAAAAUGUAGAUGAUUUUAAAUAUAAUGUAAGCAACAAAUCAAUAAACCUAGAGGAGCAGCAAAUGAUGUUGAGAAUUUUGAUGGAGGCCCAGGACCAACUGGAAAGAAAAUACAUAAGUAAGAAAGAAGAGCACAGAGCUUUGGAGAUGCAGAAAUAUAUGGGGAUUAACAGGAACACUGGCACUUUUGACCCUGACAGGCUGGUAGAGGGAGGUAUUUUCAGAUUAGGGAUGCUUCUUGAAGAUAUAAAGGAUAUGAUAGACAAGAAUAUGUGUGACCAGAUUUCACUGCCCCAGUCUUCAUCCACUCCAAGAUCAUUCAAUGUCCACAUUAGACCACAUGUGUUGUGUAUGUCUCCACCAACGGCCCCACUGUCUCUGCACGAGGAUCAGACUACAUCUUUUUCUGCUGUGGCCAAUGAGAUGGAGAUCACAACAGAAGCUAGUACAGGUCAGGGGGAUUAUCAAGUGGAGCAAAAUAAUGAGCAUAUUGUUACCGACCAUACCGAAGGUAGAGAGUUGCACAGCUACUCAUGGUCACCACAUGCAUUUCAGACAGUGUGUUUGACUUCAUCAGAGGAACACAAAGACCAACAAGAUGAAGAGUCAGUUUUGACAGAAUGGAUUCGAUACAGUAACAUCCUAGCUUACUUUGAUUUGACCAAGACCAGUUCCAGGGAAACCUUGCCAAUCAGUAGAAGUACACAGGAUAGAGCACAACACCUGGAAUCUGAUCUGGACAAUUGUGUGAGUUUGUCUGUGGAAGUCUCUUGCUCCAGUGAAGAUUCUAAAGGUUGUGACAGUGUUCCUGAACCACUUCUCAAAACCUCUGUGUCUCAGAGAAACAUGAGCCCAGAGACAGACAGUGGGUUUGGAAGUUCUUACUUGAAUCAAUUUGCAUCUGGCUCUUUCCAGCAAAAUCUUAAUGAAAGUUUUCAGUCUCAGAAGGCUCCUAUAAGCAGCUCAGAUAGUGAGGGUUCAUGUUCCAACCUCCAGACAACCAUUGAGCCAGUCACCAAAGCCCAAAGAGCUGUGCCUCCUGUAAGGUCAGAACAGCCCGGUGCAUCAAAUCCAGUCCAGCAGUGCCUCGAGAGCACAACUAAAGAGGCUAUAUUCAGAGUACAAGGUACCAAGCACCACUACAUGUCAGAACCUAUGCUGGGUAGAAUAAACACACAAGGAAGUCCAGUGUAUUCCUGUUCUUGUAACAAUGAAGCCAUUUUAGCCUUACAAUCAGAAGUAUCCAGACUAAAGAAAGACAUGGAGGAGGGCCUCAUUCAGCUACCAUACCUCACCGACAAACUUGACUACCUCUCCUCAAAAUACAGACACGAGCGUUCAAAGUCAAGAUCAAGGAGCCACCAAAGGUUAUCUGCAAACAGCCCAUUAAAGUCACCCACUAUUGGACUAACCCUGGACAAUACCUCCCCAAGUCCUGUCAAUUUAGAAUGGAUGUCUACAUACAUAGAUCCUGCCAGAAACAAAGACACUGAAGACACAACUGCCUCAGACAUGCAGUUUGACUAUUCACCUAUAGAGGGAGGAAGAGGCAGUGAUUUUCUUCAUCUUGAUUCAGGGCUUCACUCACCAGGAGCAGGGUUAUCAAGUAGAGGAUUUACAGAAAAAUGGUCUCCAAUUUACUCAACAGCAAUCCACAAACCACUUCUCCAGGUCAACUAUGGCUCUUCCAGCAGCUUGCCUGCAAGUUAUAAAUUGAGGGAGUAUCCACUACAGCCAGCAGCCUACAAUCGGAAGAGGUCCACCCAAUCAGACUCUGCCCUUCUGCCCAGCAAUGUCUUUUUUCAGCGCACAAUGUCUCCUCUCUCUGCACCCUCAAAGUUAGGAGGCAGAACAACCAGGCACAGUCAAAACAAGGAAGAAGACAUUCACCGUACUCUUGACAAGGCAAUUGAGGUGGCUCAUAGCAUGAAGAAGACCACAGACCGUAUGGCUAAAUGUCUGUCCGCCGACUUGGCCAAAGCAAGACAAAAAAAGUUGUACAGGGGCAGAAAGCACCAUGAUCUCUAACAUAGAAUUCAACAAAAAAAAUGUAUUUAAAAUACAUGGCAGACCAUAAUGGACAUUUUUAUGUAAUAAAGAGUUGAUUUAAAUGAAACAUUUAAAGAAUAGAGAUAAAAUUGGCAGGUAGUGUAGGAAGGACUUUUUUCUCCCUGUGGAGCAUCUUCAU
Messenger RNA from Boleophthalmus pectinirostris (great blue-spotted mudskipper), 4192 nucleotides. RefSeq names its product microtubule organization protein AKNA-like. The record is from RefSeq and is a predicted model, not a curated record. Lineage: Eukaryota; Metazoa; Chordata; Actinopteri; Gobiiformes; Gobiidae. Bases 418 to 4032 code for a protein of 1204 amino acids. The transcript has 21 exons.